CGAUGUUUUAUGAUCUGUAUCCAUUUUAUGUUCUUUGUAUCGAAGCGGGCAGAUCCUAGAAAUAAUGAAUUCAUGUAAUUUGCUGUAGAUGUCGCCACUCACUUCGAAAUGAAAAUUCUAUCGCCAAGGCACAGAUUGCCAAGGCGUCUUAUCCAAAUCUACUGAAAUCUACCGACGAAAAUUCAUCUUCUGCAAUUUUUCAAUUUGUGUUGAAAAUCUACAAUCUACCGCAUGUGGUCACCCCGCACCAAUCCCAUUUUGUGGUGCGAACAAAAUACACAUUUAUUUUAAACAUUAGAAACUAAUCAAUAGAAAAAAUAAACUACUUUCAUUCACGGGAAGCACAAGACACCACAAUAAUUUAUGAAAACAGCUGACGGGACUUUGUUUUUGUUUUACCAUCCGGCUUAGUUUCAAUAUGUCCGGUAGAUGUAUCUGGAAUUCGGGACGAUGAAGUUCCCAAUUGCAUAAAAGAGAUUAUAUUGGUUAUAUCGCAGAUGUUAUAUGAUAAUCAAAACUUGUUUUUUUCAGAAAAGAAAUUUCUCGAAGCUCAGUAAAGACUUGAAAUAUCUAUGUGAUUAUGUUUUCCAUGAUUUCAAAAUUAAAAUUUUGAAGGCUACUUCUCCCACCAAUAGGAAAAUAAGAAAUUCCUCAACAGUUAUGCAAUGAAAUUUACAAAUCAAACAUUCAACUUUCGACCUAACAGCUUGGAGAAAGUUGUAGCAUACUGUCCUUGUUUUCAGUUUGUCGAAUUAUUUCUGAAAGGAUAGAGUGUAAAUGUGCUUUUGUAAGGGGGCCUACCAAAAUGAUAUUCCUAAUAGGUUGUUCAGUAAUAAUUGUCAUUACAAUUAUUUCUAUUGCUAGAUCAAAGAAAUCUCUGAAAACGAUUUUGGCAGAAGCAAAAAAUGAAAUUUUAUACAAUUUCAUUGGAUCUAGAGCCAUAGUUCAAGAUGUAAUAAUGAGGGGAAAAAACAAAACAGAACUACCAAUCAAAUGUGGAAAAGUGGCUGUUAUCACUGGAGGCACAAGGGGAAUUGGAUUGGAAGUGAUAAGAAUGCUUCUGAAAUGUGAUAUCCAUGUAGUAGUGGGUUGUAGGAACACCCAGCAAGGAGAAAUGCUUCUUGAUUCCUUCAGAAAAGAUGGCAUUGAGAAGGGCAGUAUAGACGUUAUUAAACUAGAUAUAAGUGUUAUGGAUUCUGUUAAAAACUUCGCCAUGAAUGUUAGAGAAAAGUAUCCAGAAGUUCACUAUUUAAUCAAUAAUGCUGGAAUUAUGUUUGGCCCUCAUAUUGAAACAAGGGACGGUUACGAAUCUCAGUUUGCCACAAACUAUUUGGGACAUUUUUUUCUGACACAUUUACUCCUUCCUCAGUUGAAAGCUGGAGGAAAAGCAAAGGAAAUGUCAAGAAUCGUCAAUGUAUCAUCCUGUGCACAUAUGGUGGGACGAAUAAAUUUUGACGACAUCAACAGCAGGCAUAAUUAUAUUGCUGGAGAAGCUUAUGCUCAGUCCAAACUAGCUCAGGUGCUCUUUAGUAACUAUCUUGACAGUCAGUUGAGACAAGAAGGAGUUUUUGUACAAGCUCAUUCAGUACACCCAGGAGUUGUCAACACAGAACUCUUCAAUGGUACACACGUGAAGAAUUUGACCCCAUGGGUACCUUCGUUAUUAUUUAAGAGUCCGGAAAAGGGAGCCAUCCCCAUAGUGCAUGCUUGUCUCUCGCCUCGUCUUGAAGGCAAAGGGGGAACCUACAUUCACAACUGUAAAAUAUUCGCCGCUAGCAAUGCAGCAAUGUCUGCAGACCUCCAAGAGAAAUUGUUUGAAUUUACCAAAACAUUACUAGGCAUUGAUAAAUUUGGUGCCAUUGACAAUAAUAAUGAUAGUCAAAUGGCGGCUGCAGUGUAGUUCAAUCGAUACGAGUCAAUGUUAUUGUUAUUUAUCAUUUAAAUUAGACCUGUGAGAAGCAAUUAGUCAAAACACUCAGUUGAACGGCAUUGUUUUCUUUUGUUCCUCAGGUGAUGUUAUGAAGAUUUUUUCUAAUUUAUUUACUACUUAAACUAGGUUUGUUGUAAAGAAAAUUCCGUUAAGUGCUGACCAAGUUUCGAUAAACUAAUGAAACUACAAUGGGGAACUGAACCUUUCUGUGGUGGUGUGAAAUUUACCCACUGAAAUCUUCAGCAUGAUCCCUCUCCAGUAUUUGUUAACAAAACAAAUAACAAAGUAUACCAAAACGGAAUCAAAGUAUCCCAAAACCGAAUUGAUGUUCAGAUUUUACUAGUCAAAUAUGUAUUUUUUUAUUAUGAGAAUAUUCAAAGUGACAGAGACCUGCACUAGAGGUCAGCAUUCUUCAUUAUGGUUGAGGUUAGAUGUCAUUGAGUAGUUAUGGAUAUAUUCUAUUUUUAUUUUACCCCAGUUAUUUUUGUAAUUUUAUAAUAAAAAUUUAUAAACAUU
Leptinotarsa decemlineata (Colorado potato beetle) is the source of this 2446-nucleotide messenger RNA. RefSeq names its product polyprenol dehydrogenase. The record is from RefSeq and is a predicted model, not a curated record. Lineage: Eukaryota; Metazoa; Arthropoda; Insecta; Coleoptera; Chrysomelidae.